Vollenhovia emeryi is the source of this 1994-nucleotide messenger RNA. It is a transcript of the gene trus, whose product is annotated as programmed cell death protein 2-like. Bases 345 to 1601 code for a protein of 418 amino acids. Gene Ontology annotation, cellular component: cytoplasm. The transcript is spliced from 4 exons. Lineage: Eukaryota; Metazoa; Arthropoda; Insecta; Hymenoptera; Formicidae. The record is from RefSeq and is a predicted model, not a curated record.
GUGCAAAGCCGGGACGAGCGGGUGUUCUCGCUUUUUAUUUUUUCUCAUCAAGAGGAGCGACACGUGCGUGUGUGUUCCGUGGACGCGGUGAGGCAGAGAGUGAACGUUCGCCGGCGUCUCUCGCGUGGAAACGAGAAUACUCCGGGCGGCUGUCCGACCACUGCUCCGGCGGGCGGCCCCGAAAAAAUCGAUAGGGGAGACGCGCGAGCCGACGAAGGCGCACGCGUCGAGCGUUACUGAUGCGUGUCAGCUGUCCCGAUCGUGAAGCGAAACGGGGAGAGUACAGGUGUUGCUCGCCCCGCAUCCGUGGUCUUCCAAUGUAGAGCUACGACCGAAUGACUUAAAUGGCUUGCGACAAUCGCACGAGGGUGUAUCUCGGGUACGAGGACGAGUACGUCGCCGACAAGCACCGGUCCCUGCUCAACUUCACGACGAACAAGAUCGGCGGGCAUCCGAAUUGUCAUGGGAAGAACACACUAUCGUCGCCGCAGUGCAGACUCUGCGGCUUGUAUCAGCUCCUGGCGCUCCAAUUGUACGCUCCGUUAGAUAACUCAAAGUACCAUCGGACACUGUACAUAUUUGCGUGCAUCAACUCGAACUGCUGGAAUCAGAACGAGAGCUGGACGUGCUUGAGAAUACAGCAUCUGGAGGACGAGGCCAGGACGAGUGUGCCGGACUCCGUUAACGUGCCAUCUACGACGGCCUGGCUGUCGGACGCGGACGACUGGGGGGACAAUGUGAACGACAAUGCGUCGGAACAAAAUGGGAAUAACAUGCUGGAGAACGAUCCGUUACAAUUCCACUUUUCCCUGCACAAAGAAAUAGAUCAGGAUAUACGGGAAGAGUUGUCUGUGCUGCGCGUGGACGAUCCGAAUGCAAAUAGUCCAGCCAGCGUAGACUCCCCGGUCAGCGGCGGUGCCGUGGGUCGUUUGGAUUCUCCCCAAGCCUCGGCGGAGAUCGACGGGGACGAGAGCGAGGUCGUGUGCAUCGACACUCCGACGCGGCCGCAAUGUGAUUUAGUUAGUUUACUGCACGAGGUCACUCCGUUGCCGUUGCAAAUCACAAACGCGGAGACCAAAUGUUCGUUCGUCGAGGUAUUCCUCUCGGUCGACGAGGAGGAUUACAGCACGGACGUGUCCCAGCACGUUCGAGACUUGCUGGUCGAAUAUCAGCACAGCAAUCCGGACGCGUCGACCAAGUUCACGCCGGACUCGGGCAAUCCUAAAACUAUCGAAACGGACGUGGAGAAGUACGAGAAGAGCAUUCCUAAACACGGCGACGAGAUGUUUCACAACUUCCUUUGCAGAAUACAGAGGAAUCCUGGACAGCUGUUACGCUAUUCGAGGGAUAAUUCUGCACCGUUGCUGUUAUAUCCGCUGAGCGGCUGUAUCGGGAAAUGUCGGCAUUGCGGCGACGAGAUGAUCUUCGAGCUGCAAGUUUUACCGACGAUCAUACCAAAAUUAAUACUGAAUCCGAGAAGCGAGCGGAAUUUCCAGAUCGAGUUCGGCACCGUCUUGAUAUACACCUGCGUCAGAAGCUGUUGGUCGGCGACUGAUUCAUAUCGGGAGGAGCAUGUCGUUGUUCAAGCCGAGAGACUAUAGCUGUUAAGUACCAAUAAGGAAAGUUAUACGAGUGAAAAGCCAAGGUUCUUCCAGUGAUCCUACAUACAUAGAAUUUCAUAUUUACGAGUCUAGAACGACUAGUCGUGUUACGUCUGUAGAGAAAUACCGUCCACCUCUUCGUGUACACAUCAAAAAGUCCUAUGUAGCGAGCGAUGGUCGAUAAAUAGUAAAGGCGUUACAGGCAUGUAUCUCGAGCUACAUUAAGCGACGUGCGAUUCGCAAUUGAAAAGCAGAUUUUAGGAAUCGUCCGAUAGAAGAGAAUCUAAGUAAGAGCGUUUAUUUUACUUUCCAUCUUGAUCUUUAGUACAUAAGUACAGUGUAACGACUGUACAAUUGCUACUGACGUAUAAAUACAGAAACCUCGGUGGAAAA